GUUCCAUCCGAUCCCUUCGAGAACUGCUUUUUUGGUUUUUAUUAUUAUUAUUAUUAUUAAGAGAUUGGGUGAUUGAACGUUGUUCUCAUCGCUUGGUGAUUAAAUUUACCGUACGGUAGUAAUUUACCUUCUAUCGACCCCGAAACAAUGAUUCUGGAACCCCUCGUCAAUCUGCUCUAUGUCACCCUAUCCUACUUCCACCAAAUCACCUUAGUAACCCUCCCGGCCACAACAGGCCCAAACAAAGUCGGUGCAUACGACUUCCUCAUAACGGACACAACUAGAAAUGACAUCUUCGCCCCGACCCACGAGUCCCGGAGGAUCCUAAUGACGCUGUACUACCCUACCACCUCCACCUUCGCAGACUUCCCGCAUCCAGAGUACAUGGCGCCAGCAGUGGGCGCGUAUUACGAGUCCUCACAUGACCUGCCGAACGGGAUGAUCAAGAGCAUAACUACAAACAGCUACUACGGCUCGCCGCUCAGGUCGCGGAACGUGAAGCUCAUCCUCCUCUCCACGGGCCUCGGCAUGAGUCGGUAUGUCUACGCCACGCUCGCAGAGGACCUCGCCAGCCAUGGGUACAUGGUCGCUUCACUGGACGCUACGUACGAUUCACCCGUCGUGGAGUUUCCUGAUGGUAAGGUUGCUGUGGCCAAUCUCCCAGAGAAUAUUACCAUGGAGGAGGCUACCAAGUAUUACCACGAGAGGGUUAAGGAUGCAGUUUUCGCCGUCAAGUCAUUGAGCACGGCAUCGCUCACCAGCGUGAUUCCAGGCGUUGGGGCGGAGGGGUUGAAGGUCGAGGGAGUGGGCAUGUUUGGGCACUCGCUGGGGGGAGAAGCUACUGCUGGUGCGAUGGCUGCGGAGGACAGCAUUCUUGGAGGGGUGAAUCUCGACGGGACUUUGUCGGGUAGUGUCAUCACGAAUGGUCUCGGGAGGCCGUUCAUUCUCUUCGGCAGCGAACUACACAACCGCACCAGCGACGAGACAUGGAAGGGUUUCUGGGAUAGCCCCUCCAAGGGGUGGAAGAGGGAGUUGUCGCUCAGGGGUGCGGCACAUCUUACGUUCUCGGAUUACGCCCCGCUUAUCGAGGUGCUCGGGAUAAAGGCUAUGUUCCCAGAGGAAGACUUUGAGGGGUUUGUUGGCACGAUCGGGGGUCUGAGGGCUAUGGCGAUACAGAGGGUUUACCUCAGGGCGUUCUUCGACAAAGUCCUUGCAAACUGCAAGGGGAAGCUGUUUGAUGGGUCUGAUCCCAAUUACCCAGAGAUUUCUUUCAUCUAAGCGAUGGGUUUUCUGUUCGCCGUUAGCAGGAUCGCCCGGCAAGUUAUUGUGGAAGAGGAAUUGGAAAGGGAAAGCUGAAAUCACAUUUUAUCAUUCGAAUUAGUGAUUGAUUAAAAAGGAGCAAAGGAAGAUUAAUACCAAUUCGUGUGAUCGGUGGUUAAACACCACAGGGUGCUAUUCGUUGGGAGGCCUGAAACAGUUAGAUUUGCUGUCAUGUAUGCUGAACCUGUUCUAGGGUGAUUCGAGCUGUGUGAUCUUCUGAGGAUACUUGAGUUCAUCCCAGGCGCUGAGCCGCUUGAGUGCGGAAAAGUUUGAAGUCCCUGAUUUCCCAGCCAAGAGCAGCCAACCGCCGACAGAUUUGCCUUACCGGUAAUGGGCCUGACGAC
This is a messenger RNA of Tuber aestivum (summer truffle), 1664 nucleotides long. Lineage: Eukaryota; Fungi; Ascomycota; Pezizomycetes; Pezizales; Tuberaceae. The record is from the annotation of a GenBank genome assembly.